Xiphophorus maculatus (southern platyfish) is the source of this 4501-nucleotide messenger RNA. It is a transcript of the gene arhgap45b, whose product is annotated as Rho GTPase activating protein 45. The coding region runs from base 403 to 4089 and encodes 1228 amino acids. Gene Ontology annotation, biological process: activation of GTPase activity; signal transduction. The transcript is spliced from 24 exons. Gene Ontology annotation, cellular component: membrane. The record is from RefSeq and is a predicted model, not a curated record. NCBI's taxonomy places the organism in Eukaryota, Metazoa, Chordata, Actinopteri, Cyprinodontiformes, Poeciliidae. Gene Ontology annotation, molecular function: GTPase activator activity.
GUGUGUGUGUAGAGUCAGAUAACCUUCAUCUGGAGGGGACAGGCUGGACAGAUCUCCAACCAAGAGGUGUUUCUAUUUGUGUGAGAGUGGAGGGGCUUUUAACGCCUGCUCCCAGCUUUCUCAAAAAAAAAAAAAAAUUCUGCUUUGCUGGCUGCAUGGUGUGAGAAACUGUCAACUGCAUGAAACGUCUUGAAGGCAAUCACCAAAACGCAGCGUCAUGAGGGCAAAAUGCGCUCACUGGCACCCGAUCCCACAUUGGCUCACAUCUGGUCAAGUGUUGCAUAGGAGGUUCAUCUCUUGCGGGUUUUCGUUCGUUCAGUUCUUUCGUGCGAGCCAUUCUGCAGUGGCUCGGUGAGAGACUGCAUUCAGAAGUGGAUUGGAGCUGCAGCUAGAUUGAGAAGAAUGCUGAAACGUAGCAAUAAAAACAGCUACAACCCUUACUCCACCACUCAGAGAGUUAAGAAAGCAGAGUCCAAAGGCAAGGACAAGCUGGACAUACUGCCCAACAAGCACAGCAUAUGGCUUAAACAGCUGUCCAUUCUCUCGGAGCAGCCUCGGAAAGAUGCGGGCGACGCCGCCCUCUCCUCCUCGCCCUGUUCCUCCACCGCCUCUUCGAGCUUCACCCCCACCGCAGCGGGGCUCCAGGAUUUGUCCCUGUCCUGCCCGGGGACCCCGAGCCCCCAGCACGCCAAGCUGGCCGCCAUGCAGGGGGUGGGUUGUCCGUCCCCUGUCCAGACCCUGAAGAGGCCCACCGCUCUGAGUCGACACGCCAGCGCCGCAGGGUUCCCGCUGCCAUCGUGGGUCCACACUAAAGGUCAGGGAAAGGGGGCCUUGAGCCCGUCCCCCCAGUCCGAAGUACCGGAGAGCACCGUGAUCGAGGUGGAGGACAUCCCAGCCCUGCUGAGGGACGUGGCACGCUUCGCCGAGGCCGUGGACAAGCUCAAGGAUGUCGUGCUGGCUGAGGGUAAGGAGAGCCAGCGGCCCGUGGCACAUGAGUGUUUGGGAGAGGUGCUGCGAAACCUGCGUCAGGUCAUCAACACGUACCCGCUGCUGAACACGGUGGAGAUCCUCACUGCUGCUGGGAAGCUCAUCUCCAAGGUCAAAGGGUUCCACUAUGAGGCGUCCAACGAGACGGACAAGAAAGACUUUGAGAAGGCCAUCGAGACCAUUGCAGUCGCCUUCAGUAGCAAUGUGUCCGAGCUUCUGAUGGGGGAAGUGGACAGCAGCACGCUGCUCUCCCUGCUGCCCACAGAGAAAAGCAGAUCGAUGGAGAACUUGUACGCUGCAGCAGGUCAGGGAGUAGAAGGGGGACACUUCAGGAGUGACCUGCAUGACAACGGCCGAGUUGAGGAAGUGGAUGUGAUUCUCCAGCGCAGUGAGGGAGGUGUGGACUCGGCUCUGGUCUAUGCCAAAUCCAUUUCUAAGUACAUGAAGGAUCUGAUAACUUAUGUGGAAAAGAGAACCACGUUGGAGGCGGAGUUCUCCAAAGGCCUUCAGAGAUUAUACCAGUCCUGCAAACACAGCAUAACACACCCCCACAUGCCCCUCUACUCCAUCUACUCUCUCGCUCUGGAGCAGGACCAGGAGCAAAGCAUAGGGCUGCAGCAGGCCAACACCACUCUGCACAGUCAGACUUUCAUUCAGCCGCUGCUGCAACGCAAGCAGGAGCACGAGAAGAAGCGGAAGGACAUCAAGGAGCUCUGGAUUCGAGCAAAGAGAAAGCUGCUGGAGUGCGAGGCAAACCUGCGAAAAGCCAAGCAAGCUUACAUGGUUCGCUGCGAGGAGUACGAGAAGGCCAAAACGGCGGCCUGCAGAGCCGAAGAGGAGGGAGGAGGUUCUACUGCAAAGUCUGUGGAGAAGAAGAAGCGUGUUGAAGAAGAGGCUCGCAACAAGGCAGUCGAAGCGGAGGCCACCUAUAGAACAUGCAUCGCAGAUGCCACCACUCAGCAGCUGGAGCUGGAGCACACGAAGGUGACGGUGCUGCGGCAGCUUCAGGACGUCAUCAAACAGAGCGACCAGACGCUCCGAUCGGCCACCAUCUCCUACUACCAGCUCAUGCACAUGCAGACCGUGGCGCUGCCCGUCCACUACCAGACCCUGUGUGAGAGCAGUAAGCUGUACGACCCCGGCCAGCAGUACGCAGCCCACGUACGAGACCUGCAGCUGCCCGAACAGCCUGGCGUCCACUACUCGUUUGAGACGUACUCCCCGACCAGCUCAUCGUCCAGCCACAGACCAAGAAAUGACAGUUUCAACACCGAUCAACAUACGAGUCAGACUGAAGGUCCCACCAUCAGUGUGGAUCCUACUGCUGCAGAGGCGGAGGCUCAACGCAAGAGACAGGGACACAAAUCCUGGGGUUCAACAGUGAGCAAUGACAGUAUGGUAGACACGGGGCUGGAUUCUCCCACUGCCAGCACCAGUGACAUUUCCAAAAUGGCUCGAACGUCCUCGACUGGAACAAUGUCGUCUGAUGAGGAGACAGAUGAGAAAGAUGGAAACGUUUCAUCGUUUGAAACUCCAAAUAUUAACGGCAUGGAUCCAGACGUGGUGGUCUCCACCAGACCUUUCCGGAACAUCGGCCUGUCCAAAGCGGCCCAGACCCACAAGCUGAGGAAGCUGAGGACUCCUGCCAAGUGUCGGGAAUGUGACAGCUACGUUUACUUCCAGGGGGCCGAGUGCGAGGAAUGUUUCCUGUCGUGUCACAAGCGUUGCCUGGAGACCCUCGCCAUCCAGUGUGGCCAUAAGAAGCUGCAGGGCCGCCUGCAGCUGUUCGGCCGGGACUUCACCCAGGUGGCGAGCUGCGCCAGCGACGGCAUCCCCUUCAUCAUCACAAAGUGCAUCUCUGAGAUCGAGAGGCGCGCCCUCAAGAUGAAGGGCAUCUACAGGGUGAACGGCGUGAAGACCCGCGUGGAGAAACUCUGUCAGGCCUUCGAAAACGGCAAGGAGCUGGUGGAGCUGUCUCAGUGCUCGCCGCAUGACAUCAGCAACGUCCUCAAGCUUUACCUCAGACAGCUGCCGGAGCCCAUCAUGCCUUUCCGUCUGUACAACACACUGAUGGGUCUGGCCAAGGAGAGUUUGCACAGCGAGGGAGACGCGCCCGAGGGAGAGGAGGCCGAAUCGAGCAGCGCCAACCCAGUAGCGGUCCGGGGCCCCGAGCUGGUGGACCUGGGGCCCGACUCGGACCGGGAAGUCCUUGUUUUGGUGGACAGUCUGAAGGAGCUGGUGAAGGAGCUGCCCAAGCCCAACUCUGCUACGUUGCGGUACAUCGUUCGCCACCUUCGAAGGAUUGCAGAGCUGGAGGAGGACAACAAGAUGAGCCCCAGCAACUUGGGCAUUGUGUUCGGGCCCUCCCUGAUGCGUCCCCGUCCCACCGGGGCCACGAUAUCCCUGUCCUCUCUGGUGGACUACCCUCACCAGGCCCGCAUUGUGGAGGCCCUCAUCGUCUUCUACUCUUCAAUAUUCCAGUCGAAAACCUCCCAGACCAACAAAAUCGCACGCUCCACAUCUACAUCCACGCAGCAGGAAAGUGUUGGAGUUAAGAUGGAAAGCACUGGAGAUGGAGAAGAGGAUGGAAGCAAAGACGACCAGAACAAGCCGGACUCAGACAGACAGGAGGAGGGCUGCGGAAGUUCUUUGGGAUCGCUGGGCUCCAGCGACCCGCUCCCCGACUCCGACUCGGAGCUGGACGAGGGCAGCCACAGCUCCAGCAGGCUGAUGAAGCAGGAGAGCGUGGUGAGCACGGAGGACGAGCAGCUGAGCUACAGGGACAGCCUGGACCUGUCCGGCCACUCCGCCACCCACACCGACCCGGAACAGGACACAGAGCAGGAUCUGGACAUCCCCGAAGGAGACGGAGAAGGAGAGCCCCCCGCUGUGCCGGAGAGCGCCCCGCCAGAGGAAGACACAGCAGCAGCAGAGCAGGAAGUCACGACCUCACUGGCUGAGCUCAGCGUGAACCAGUCCAACAACAACAACAACCAGCUGAGCUCCCCCAUAGCCAGCCUGUCGGGCGUCCCGCUGGCCUGCCUGUGCAGAAAGAAUCUACCGCUGACAAGGAGGCGGGACACAGAGCCUGAGUUUGUCUGAUUACAGGAUUUUAAAUUCAACCGACAGAGUUGGAUGUCUGCAAGAUACAAAUAAAUAAAUGUGCUUUUAUACAUUAAAGUCAGUCGAGGAUGUACGAUGAGACUAAAAUGAGUUUUUAUUCCACUUUUGUAAAAGGUCAUUAAUCUGGCAGAGAAACUUCUGCACGCUUACUGCUCUUUGAAUUAACCGUCACUUCAAGAAAUUUGAUUUCAUGUACUUUUUUUCCAGCAUUUUUGUAGUUCUACAAGCUUAAUGUGAAUAUCGGUCAGAUAAGUUUGUAGUUAGUUCAACUACUGAACAGUUUCCUUUUUAAAGUGCUGUGAAAUUUUUAACUUUAGCAAUUUCUGACAUGUUUUCCAUCUGUCUCUGAAUGUCUGACUUAUUCUAAUAAAAAUUGAUUUUUAUUUUGAAA